UCCGCUACGCUGCUGCCAAUAUCUCCCCAUCCGCAGCGCUCUCGUUCAGGGACAAUGCAGCCCAGAAUCCAGCGCGCCGAAACAGCCCAGCUGCUCCACUCCUCUCAAUGAGAUUGUUUUUAUUUGCUUCUCCUCUCUCUCUCCCUCUCUCUCUCUCUCUAUCUCUCUCUCCCUCUCUAUCCCUCUCUCUCUCUCUCACUCUCUCUGUGUGUGUGUGUGCCACGUCUCCUCACAUGUUUGGGGGAUUGAGCAGAUCGGCGGUCGGGUCGGACAGCACAGUGCGGUGCGGUGCAGCAAGUGACAGCGUGUGAUUAAAGCAGAGAGGGACUGAAUCAGCAUCGCCUUGCGUCCCUGCUCCUCCACCCCUCCCUCCCCUCUGUCCAUCCCUCCAUCCGUCCACCCCAGCCCAGGCGGCUUCAACUCAGAAGCACGCCCACUGAGGGGGUGCCAAGGAAUCAGGCGGGCGGGCAGACACACACACACCCAGACAGACCGGGACACACACACACACACACGCAGACAGACGGACAGGCGAACGAACCAACGAAACGUACACACAAGGCUGCCAUACCAGUGGUCAGACACAGACAUGGAGUCACAGGAUACCAGCCGGUCAUUUUUGCACAGGUGCAGGACCUCGCCUGACAGGAUGGGUGUUAGUGUGCUCGUCACACUUCUAAUCGGUGUGUGGUGUGCCCAGGCUCUGGAGAUGUCCGUGGGAAAGGUGGGCGUGAUCGAGGCGUUGAACGGCAGCACAGUGCUCAUGCCUUGCGUCUACUCCAGCUGCAUUGGCAUCAAGAACCUCUACUUCAGCUGGAGCUACAACAGGACCGAGCCACUGUGUGAGGGCUUGAUACCAAUGGAGGGCAUUGAUCCUCAUGUGGUCAUCCUGAACGAGCGCGUGGAGUUUGUGGGUUCCAGUAAGACGAGCAACAUCUCCAUCAUCUUCAAGAACAUCACCUUUGAGGACGCGGGGGACUACAUCUGCUUCGGCAAAAACCCCAAGGAGAAGGGCCGCAACCACAGUGCCACCCUGACCCUCAUAGUUGUCGAUGAACUGCGGGAAGUGGACAACACACUCACCGUUAUCAUCAUGUCAGUGGUUGGAGGGGUCAUCGGAUUCAUUGUCUUAGCCAUGGUCAUCAAAUCCCUUGUGCUCCACAUUCUCGGCAAGGUCCAAGAGAAAAAACUGUCUUGCCAAGAAAGUGAAACAGAAAAGGCAAAGAGUGCCUUGUGAGUUCUUCAGGGAAUGACAACACAGAGAACGGUCUCUCCGGCUCCAAAGCAGAUAACAAAGCAACACCAAAGGCAUGAAGGCGUGUAUGUUUCUACAUACCACUCCAUGUAUAUAUGUAUACAUGCAAGUGUAUAUACAUAUAUAAAUAUAUGGUGAAGAAGAUAUGUAUAGACAGAGAUUACUAUAAUGGACUGCUUUAUUCUCUUGACCCUAAUGGGGAAUUGUACUUCAUGGAUUGGAACAUAUGAUUAUUAUUUUUUUAAAUUAUUAUUAUUAUUAUUAUUAUUAUUAUUAUGAUUACGCUUGAGACUUGGAUUUAUAGGAAAGUGUCACGGGCUGGAUUCAUAAACAUUGCUAUGCUAGCUUCACCCUUAGCAACAAACAACAACAGAUCCUCUCCUGUUUACAUGGGCUGAAGACUGGGUUCAGUAUAGACAUUCAGAUUCAGAUCCAGUAAUGACUGUAGAUUUCAGUGGGUGUGUGUGGGGAGAGACAGAGGAGCUUUUUAGAUGUGUUGCCCCUUGUCCCUCUGAGUUAGCACUGGACACCCACAGCCUCCAUACACACUGCCAAAGGUCUGCCAGCAUCUUCGCUGGACAGGUUCAACUCAGCUCACUGCAGCACAUGAAGAACAGUUCAUUUUUUUUUACCGUAUAGUAACAUAAAGCUCAUAUUUGUAAACACUUACAUGCAUUCCAAAGUAACACUACUGAGGGGGAAAUAUCUAGGCAAGCAAAACAAGACCCUUCUUUCAGUGCUGUCUACACCAUUGCUCUGCUUAUCAGAUAUUCCUCAAGCAAUGGAGGCAAUGACAUGAUUAAAACACACGUUAGACCUCUCAGCACAUAUCCUAGACCCUACUCUACAGUCUACAGUCUGUUAAAGGUGCAGGACGUGUAGAAUGAUAAAUAAAAACCCACACAAAUGAGUCCUUCACGCUGGAGGGUGGAGCAAUAUGGGAGCUGUUUCUAAAUCCAGCCCUGCACAGACUUUUCCUUUCGCUUUAGAUGCGUCACAGGUGCCUGCACAUGCUUCUGACUUCCUUACGCUUUUAUGGAAUCUUCCUUCCUUCUGCUACUCACACACACACACACACACACACAAAAUAUAUAUACGCUAACGUUUUAAUCAAAGAUUUUAAAAAAGAUAUAGAGAUUUUAAUGAAUAUAUAAAAACAUGGAGGAAUAAUAAGAAAAAAAAGACAAUCCCCCAGAACAUGAUCCCAUCCCUCAUGAAAUGAAUGGACUAUUAUGACGCUGCUUUGAGAACAAAACAAAACAAAAAGCAUUUUUUGCAUGUUGAAUGAUUUUAUAUAGACAUACUGUAUGUACACUGCACCAUAUGAGACCCACCUUGUACAAGUUCACUCUCUAUUAUGUUUUGGUUUCUCUAUCAAAGCCUGCUCUGUCUAUGUAAAUCCAAACACCAACUGUACACAUUGGAAAACCCAGUUUGACUUGAUGCCAGACAAACUCUAUUUUGUGUGGGCCGUUUUGUAGGGGCAGGGGUUCUCAGUUGUGCGUCUGGCCACUGUCUGGCACACCAUAGCAUCCGUCUGUCUUUCUCUAGCACACCUGCUAAUUCUGGUCAGUGCUUUUGGCCAUGGUUGACGGGUUAUUGCUAAGUAGUGACAGAAGGAAGAAGCUUUGGUGUGGAUUAAGUGUUAGCCCCUGCUGAGCGGGAUGUGAAACUAUUCAACACACCGUUCUUUGGGCAGACGACACCUUUACCUUCUUUUCUUCUUUUCUUCUUCUUCUUCUUCUUCUUCUUCUUCUUCUUCUUCUUCUUCUUCUUUUUCUGAUACUGUCUGCCCACCAGUCUCAUAACUGCCCAUUGCCACCCCAAUGUUCAGCCCUUUAAAUACCUUUUGUUGUCUAGAAACUUGAGUUAAGUCCAGAGGAAUACUCAUCCUUACACAAUCAUAGCAGUUGUGGUAUUCAUCUGUACUUUUUUAAGGCAAGAACCAUAUGAUCAGCCAUAGAAACGUAGGAACUUAGAAACGUAGCUUUAUCCUGUUUGCAACCAGUGAAGUUAAAAAAUACCAUCAAUGUUGAAUAGUUUAUAUCAAUGUAAUGAUGGUCUUACUGAUAUCCAUUCAUCUACCAUACGACAGGUACAGGAACAGACUAAACAUGUAUACAGUAUUUUUAGUAUUUGAAACAUACAGUAGUAAUCAGAAGUGCAAGCUACCUGAAUAUUUGUCAACAACUGUAUUGUCCUGCAGUAAUGAGGCACACAUGUUAAUUCAAUUCAUAAACAAGACCAGCGUAUUUUUAUUGUGGAAAAGAACAUAGUGAGAUGAUUUUAUGAUAAAUUCAUAAUUUUAUCCAAAUCCUUAUUUCUCCCCCUUAACAGUCUCUGACAACCUUUAAACCCUUUUUUGCCAUCUGAAAUUACGCAUAUACCUCCGUGUAUCUAUUUCACGUCUGAGAUUCUAAUUGUAAUGGAAGUUCAGGAAAAUGUAAUCAGUGAAUGUUGCUUUCAGUGAUUCGGAUGAAAGCAAAACAUGUAAAUGUCCUCAGCAAACAUUUGCAAUGCACUCCCUGCCUGGAUGGAGGGAUCGUAGACGGUGCCAUGUUUGAAGAGGAACCCCUAUGGGCACUUUAACCAUGUAGAUUAUUUUUAUUUUUGUUUCAGUGUAAACAUAUGUAAACAUUGUAAAUGUGUGGCAUAGGGAAAGUAACCGAGUGUGCUAUUUGAAGAGAAGGUGUUGACAGUCCAGUGGAAUAUAGGUAUAUUUCUGUGUGGAUAGUAUGUAGGAUAGGCAUGGGAAGGUGAGCUUCGUUAGGAGUUGUGAGUGCUUCCGUGUCCUGGUAAGCACCUUUAAAUAGCAAAGGUCCUUUUCACUUGACGCUACUUCAAGAAUCAGGGCCUUAGCUCUCCUAAGGUUGGCUUGGGAGGGUUUUACAUGCUUUUAGUGCAGUGGCAUCCCAUAAUAUCAUGAUCAGCCAUGAUGUGCUUGAAAUUACUUAUGGGAAUUAUUUCAAUGUAAUUUGUACGAUUACAUUUGACUAUACCAUUGCUUUUAUAUUAUUAUUAUUAUUAUUAUUAUUAUUAUUAUUAUUAUUAUUAUUGGUAAAUAAUCCAAAGAGUUACCUCUGCACCAUUUACCAUUUUGUGUUUCUAAUCUGAUCCCAGAGCAAUAAUGGCAUUAUUUUAUUCCCAUGCUUUUAAUAACUAAUGUUGCAAUAUACAGUGUGUUUGUGCGUGUAAACAGAGCUACUGAGUUGGUGUCCAUUUUGGGACUGGGGCCAUUGGCCUUGCUUGUCCAUGAUCUGGCGAUGAUGUUUAUAUUGGUCAGGAUGAAGGAAAGGGGAAAAAUUGUGUUCAUAACCAAAACACACACACACACACACACACACACACACACACACACACACACACACACAUACACACACACACACACACACACACACACACACACACACACACACACAGACCACCCUUACAUUUUAAGUUUAGAAUGAUGCUGUUUGGCCUACAUGGGGCCACUAACUCCAGAUUUCACUCCUGCACAUACCUGUUAUUAUUAUGGUAUGCUGAAGAAGUAAAAUACUCACGAAAGAGAGGUUCAUUCCACUACAGUUCAAAAUACAUCUGCAACACUUAUGGAUGUUGCAGAUUUCCAUCUAUGCAUGACAGGCAUUAGUGACCUGGUGGCAACUGUAAAAUCACACUGAAUGCUAAAAUGAGUGAGGCUGAUGAUUUCACCAAUACUGAACAAUCUGUCAAACAAUCUGUUUGCUGGUGGGGUUAUAAGCAAUAUUGUUAAAAAAAGGAAUGUUUGAAUCUGCGUAACACAGCUUCCGUUAAAGCACAUUUGUUUUGAUUCUGGCCUUGAAAUGGAUAAUAAGCUUAAGGGGUUCUUUUAUUUUAAUAUUUACUUGCCUACUGUUACAUAUCUACUUAGUUUCUGGUCUAUUUGCACUUUACAUGCACUCAAACCUUCUGCGAACACCAUUAGUCUGCCCAAGUCUUUCUCCAACAUGUCUUCCCACUGAAAGAGCUCGGACAAUGAAUGUACAAGUCACGCUAUCCUCCCGUCUUCCUGUUUUCUUCCAUCCUUCCUAUAUCCUCACCCACCAGCCGCUAUUCUGUCCCAUCUCUCCUCUGUGUAUGCUCUGUAUCUCGCAGCUCUUCUCUCUCUUUCUCUCUCCCUCUCUCUCUCUCUCUCACUAUCUCUCUCUCUCUCGCUGUGUUAUGUCUCUUGUCUGCCUCAGACCCCUGCUGUCUGAUCUAGUGCAUUGUCAUCAGUGGGGAUUGAUUUUUCUCUGGGCUCGGCUGCUUGUGCCUGGAUUGAGAGGCGCUCUGCACCAGAAACAGCAGCCCAGCCCAUUUCAACUGCAGCAGUGCAGUCAUGGAAUCUCCCGCCCCCCUCUCUCUCUCCUUCCCUCUCUCCCCCUCCUCUCUCUCUCUCUCUCCUCUCUCUCUCUCUCUCUCUGACUUGCUCUCUCAUUCUCUCCAUAUCCCUCCCCUCCCCUUCAUGUAGUUCCUUUCUAUUGUUGUCCUUAAAUUUGCUUCUCUAUUUCAUCCCCAUAACUUCAACUCUCUCUGUCUCUCUCUGUCUCUCUCUUGCUUUCUCUUACUCUCUUGCUCUCUCUUUCCUCCCAGACAUUUGUUUUCUUUCCUGUAUUUCAUCUCCAUAUAUUUGUUUCUCAUUUCACCAGCUCUCUCUCUCUCUCACUCUCCAUCUCCCUCUCUCUCUCUCUCUCUCUCUCUCUCUCUCUCUCUCUCUCUUUCUAUCCAUCUGUCAGUCAUCUAUCCAUAUCUAUCUGUCUGUGUCUGUACAGUACACAACCAAUGCCAGUGUACACGACAGUGGUUGUCUUUCUGGAGACUAUGUAUGCCACUGCAUCCAGGACAGGCAAUAGUAUUAACUUAUGAAUCUGAAAAGUAUUUUUAUUGUACAAAGUAUUACUUCACUGAUACCCUGUCUCAGUGUCUGCCUAUAUACAGCCAUCACACAGGGAAGUGAGUGAUUUUAAAGACAGAAAUGCAUAUCUACUUUUUUUGGCAGAACUGACCAUUAUGUUUUAGCAAACGGGCUAAACAAUGGAAGUGAAAGAGAUGAAAUCCCUAAAAAUGAAAUCUUUACUGAAAUGCAUUGUGGGACAAAUGAGCUGUCCAUUAUUAUUUGAUGCAUAAUGCAAACCGAGGGGCAAUUUCUUUUUUUAACAAACUUGCUCCAGAUUCUAUGAUCUGAAAACUAAUAAAAACUAUAGAGGAAAUUUUAUGUACAUGAUAAAGGUGAAAAAUAUGUAAUCCUGACUCAUAGGUCUACCACUGCCACUUUUGAAAUAUCUACAUGUUUGGAUUUAACCACACACCAUAUGGGAGCCAGGGCUGUUUAUGUAGCCAUUGCAAGCAGAUUUCUCUGGUCUUGGACUGUGGAAUGAACUAGUACAUGCUUGUCUGAAAUGAACACUUGAGCACCCUUGGCUCGCUAGUCUAAAGAGAUGACGUCUCACCUCUAGAUUAGAACAACAUCAGCAAUGACCUUUAAAGUGUACUCCAAUUUGAUACUCAUAUAAGGAUUUCACUGCCCGGACGAGCGGCUCCUGCACCCACUGCCAAGCCAAGAGUCAGCGCGGUCCGCUCAUUACUUGCCCCCGCACGGGGCACUUACUGUCCAGAACCCCACCGUCUGGAGACAACACAGUGAAACUGUGGCCCGGGGAUGUGUAAAAAGAUAAAAAAGCCAUUUUCUCUUCUAACCCAUCCUUCUGCAUGUAUGUGUUCUUCUAGCCUCCCCUAGUCCUAUUCUCCCCUUUGGGUGUCUUCCCAUUGGUUUACAAACUUUCAAAUGCUGUUUAGCGUAGUCGUUCCACCCCACAUGUAGACCACAUUUUACUGGGGUUGUCUCCAGACACACAUCUGGCUACACAAGACUAGAUCGGAACAUUCCAGAAAGGGACUUAUAUUCUUCCCCUGCAGUGAAACUCACUACAUUUCCACUAGGGAUAUAACAAGAUAUGUAUACCUAAAUACAUAGAGAUUACAAGAGCUAUCCCUUUUGUGAUGGUACUGUACUGUUUUAACUCAAAAAAUGUAAUAUCCCCACUAUCUCAAAGCUUUUUGUGGGCUCAGAGAAGGCUAAUAAUCUGUAUGCCUUGAAAGCAUACAGUGCAUGGUCACUAUAACUGUUUUUUUCUAGAUGAUAAACAAAGCACUGGACACUUUUACUCAAAUCAAUAUAGCCUUGGAUUCAAACUGAAACGACACACACAGGCAGACCAACACAGAGUAACAAGCACAGGUGUACAUGGUGACAACAGCCUCCAUCGUAUCGACUGUCCAGACACCCUUGGAUGAGGAGGCCAAUCCCAAAUAACAGGGGGCGCUGGCAUGGAUUUAGUCCCAAACUUGCAGGUGGAUCCAUUUGGAUCUACUUGGCAUUUGGUACGAGAUCCAGAGCAUGGUGCCCAGUCAUGUGGGAUGCUUUUGUUUGAAAAUAAACUUGUUGUCUAAGACUCCCCAUCUGGGGUUAAACGAAGGCUGACAGGUGUAUGUAUUUAAUGUGUGUCCACUCCAUGCGCCGGACCUCUCUCUUUAUAAGCCCUGCACCAUGUGUGUGUGUGUCCACGACUGCUUGAGGUGAGCUUGUCUGUGUUCAACAACACAAUGCUUCCGUACUACUGCUCCUCUAACCGGUAACAGUGAAUGUGUACGCCGUCCACCUACUGUACUGACCCUCUGUGUCCUCUGUACAAAUGUCUGUCAUUAAUGCUCUGAUCAUGACUAUGCACCUCAGUAGACUUUCUCUGGACUGUAAAAAAAAAAAAACAAAAAAAAAAAAAUCUAAGUGCAUAUAACAAAAUAAAAAAUUAAGUUUGCUUAAAUAAUGA
Messenger RNA from Alosa alosa (allis shad), 8082 nucleotides. It is a transcript of the gene scn4ba, whose product is annotated as sodium channel, voltage-gated, type IV, beta a. Gene Ontology annotation, cellular component: voltage-gated sodium channel complex; membrane. Gene Ontology annotation, biological process: regulation of sodium ion transmembrane transporter activity; regulation of ventricular cardiac muscle cell membrane repolarization; cardiac muscle cell action potential involved in contraction. Gene Ontology annotation, molecular function: sodium channel regulator activity; transmembrane transporter binding. The transcript is spliced from 7 exons. The record is from RefSeq and is a predicted model, not a curated record. NCBI's taxonomy places the organism in Eukaryota, Metazoa, Chordata, Actinopteri, Clupeiformes, Clupeidae. Bases 590 to 1237 code for a protein of 215 amino acids.